AUGCAGUUGGAGCUGAUCCCUGGGACAAUAAUACUGUUCAUUCUCUUUCUGCUCAUAUUCUGGGCCUUCCGGUUUCAGCAAGAAAGAGUCAGAUUUCCUCUUGGCCCUCCACCCUGGUUCCUUCUGGGGAAUCUACUGCAAAAAGAUGUCCUGCCUCUGUAUAAAAACUACCAAAAGCUUAUUAAGAAGUAUGGUCCAGUUUUUACUAUCUGGCUAGGACCAAAGCCAUUGGUUGUAGUUUGUGGAUAUGAUGCAGUGAAAGAUGCCCUGGUAAUUCAUAGUGAAGAAUUUGGAGGACGAUCUCCUAUACCUAUCUUUGAUCAAAUAACCGGGGGCUAUGGGCUUAUUGGUGAAGACGAAAGAUGGAAGGUUCUACGUCGCUUUACUCUCAGUACACUAAAGAACUUUGGAAUGGGAAAGAAGUCGAUGGCUGAACGGAUGUCAGAAGAGGGUCUCUAUUUGGUGGAGAAGAUAUCAAGCUUUGAAGAAAAGCCUUUCGAUGUAGUCCCAACCAUCUCAGCUGCUGUUUCUAAUGUGAUGUGUGCUGUUGUCUUUGGGAAACGAUUUUCUUAUGAUGAUAAAAUCUUGAAUGAAAUACUGGAAAUUUUGAAGAAGUUCAUAAGUUUCUUUUUGAGUCCUCCUGGAAUGAUGUACAGCACUAUGCCAAAUGUCAUGAAAUUCCUUCCUGGACCUCACAAGAGAACCGUCUUCGAUUGUAACAAGAUUUGUGACUACAUUAGGACUAGAGUGGACUCUCACAAGAAGACCCUGGAUCCAGACAAUCCCAGAGACUUUAUUGAUUGCUUCCUUCUUAAAUUAGAAAAGGAACAAAAUUCUAAGAUUAUCUGUAUGGAAGACUUGGUCAUGACUGUGUUCCAGCUGUUAAUUGCUGGGACAGAUAGCACAGCCAAUACUAUUGCAUAUGGUAUUAUCCUUCUGGCCAGAUUCCCAGAGGUCCAAGCAAAAAUCCAGGAGGAAAUCGAUGAGGUUGUGGGACAAAACCGUCAGCCCUCCAUGGAGGAUAAGAUAAAGCUGCCCUACACCAAUGCAUUUGCUCAUGAGAUACUACGUUUUCAGCCUGGGAGUAGUGAGAACUUCCCACGUACAACAACCCAAAAUAUGAUUUUCAAGGGACACUUCAUCCCUCAGGGUACAACUGUUCUUCCAUUGUGGGCUUCAGUGCAUUUUGAUCCUCUCUGCUGGGAAAAUCCUAACACGUUUGACCCAAGUCAUUUCUUGGAUAAGAAUGGUGAAUUCCAAAAGAAGGAUGCCUACUUGCCUUUCUCUGCAGGGAAGAGAGCAUGUCCAGGAGAGUCAUUGGCUAAUAUGGAAAUCUUCAUAUCGUUUACUAAUCUACUUCAGAAGUUCACUUUUGAAUUGACUGUGGACCCUAAAGAGGGAGACUUAGAUAACUUGUUUAUGGACUGUAGGGAUGAUGGGAAGCAUCGGUACAUUCGGGCCAUCAAACGCACCUCCCGCCAUUCAAAGGCUUCUUCCCGCCAGAGCCAAGCAUCUCGAGCCUCAAGGGCGGAGAGCAUUGCCGCUCGUCUUGCAGAAGCGCGAAUCAACACUGCAAUGGCUGGAGUCGCUGUCCAAGCAGCAGUAGAAGACCAGCAGCAUAAGGAAGACCUGGCCAAAGCUCAAGCCAACUAUGAGAUUUCACAGCGACAACAGAAGGCAAAAGAGGCUGCCCAAAUAGAAGCAAUUCUGCAGAGAGAGCUAGAUAACACUACAUCUAUGAACAGGCUGGAAGGGCUAUCAAGAGAAAGCCCCCAUAGCCGCGUGCAGGCCUACGUGGAUAACCAAUGCACAUUCCAACAUGAACAGCUCAACGCCGGAGCAGAGGAGUUCAGACCAAACCAACAAGGUUCCUCGCCAGUCACAUGGCAAACCACCCUCAGCCGACAAUACGCCCAAGGAGGUUACCAGCCAGCCAUGGCCCACGCCACCGCUCCAAUAAGCGUUGCACCACCUCCACCAGGCUACAACCCACACAUGGCUGCAAUGCAUUUCCCAAUGUGCUGUAGCAGAAGGGUGGACUUGGCAGCCAAAGGAGUACAAAAAUUCACUGACAAACCUGGAAAAGACUACUUAAUGUGGAAGCACGUUUUCAAGCGCGCCAUCGAGUUGGAGGGGGUCGGGCCUGAGGAAGAACUUAUCCAGCUGACAGCCUGGCUAGGCCCAAAAUCCAUACUCACAGCGAAAAACAUUUACUCAGCCCAUCUGGGCGACCCUGAGGUAAAUCUUUUAGGAGAUGUCAGAUCAAAAGUGAUGGUCAACAUGUGGGAGAGAGCAGAUCCCCAGUUAAUUACUGGCAUAUUUAAGGGGAAGAAAGGGAAGUAA
This is a messenger RNA of Protobothrops mucrosquamatus (brown spotted pit viper), 2343 nucleotides long. RefSeq names its product cytochrome P450 2F2-like. The transcript is spliced from 12 exons. Gene Ontology annotation, molecular function: oxidoreductase activity, acting on paired donors, with incorporation or reduction of molecular oxygen, reduced flavin or flavoprotein as one donor, and incorporation of one atom of oxygen; iron ion binding; heme binding. Gene Ontology annotation, cellular component: intracellular membrane-bounded organelle; cytoplasm. Lineage: Eukaryota; Metazoa; Chordata; Lepidosauria; Squamata; Viperidae. The record is from RefSeq and is a predicted model, not a curated record. Gene Ontology annotation, biological process: xenobiotic metabolic process. The coding region runs from base 1 to 2343 and encodes 780 amino acids.